UACCAUGGCCAUAAGAAUUAUAUUUCUUGGGUUCGCAAUGUUCGUCGCUACUGCAGAUGGAGACAGCGGCAGCCAGUCUGAGCUGAAAACCCGCGGCUUAGUGCUGCCAGCAUUCACUGCGUUAAACGACGAUGGGACUAUUAACUAUGAAAAUAUACCUGCCUACGCUAAAUAUUACGCUGAUCAUGGAAUCACGUCUGUUUUAGUUGGUGGAACAUCCGGCGAACAUACGAGCCUGACGGUGGCAGAUCGUAAAAGUCUGAUAGAUGCUUGGCUAAAGGCUGGAAGAGAACAUGGUUUGAAAAUCAUGGCCCAGGUUGGGGGAGCUCCAUUGCCCGAUGUCUUGAACAUGACGAGUUACUACGCUUCAGCGGGAGUAUCGACCAUCCUAACAUUACCAGAGUUAUAUUUCCGACCGAAUACAGUAGACGAGCUGGUGGACUACGUAGCGUUGGUGGCGAAUGAGGCAGAUAAUUUGCCAAUUCUGUAUUAUCAUUACCCUAAGAAAUCUAAUGUAAAUAUGAACAUGCCGAAUUUCGUGAAGACAGCUACAGAGCGAAUCCCUAACUUCAAAGGCCUAAAGUACUCGGCAAGUGAAUUGGGCGAGGCAUAUGAGGUGUUAAGGAUUUUGAAGCCUGGUCAAGAAAUCUUUUUGGGUUCCAGUAUUCCGCUAGCAGCAGGUGCAUUCCUAGGCAUCAAAUCGUACAUCGGCGGCCCUCACAAUUAUUUUCUCAGCCUGGUUCAGGAUAUAAUGGCAGCAGUGGAAAGGAAUGACGUACAAAAGGUUAGAGAGUUACAGGAGACAUUGACUGCGGGACAGGAGGCAGUUAGCAGAGAAGGAACUGCAGGCGCAUCGAAAGCUGCGAUGGAACUCAUAACAGGCCUUAGAAUGGGUCCACCACAUCUUCCCCAGAAACCCAUUUCAGAAGAAUCCAAAAACAGACUGAAGCAAAAUCUUUUAAAACUCGGCUUUGCUACCCAGUGAAUACGGUUAAGGUUUAAAGAUACUCAAACAAUAAAAAUGUUAUAUCAUUAUAUCUAAGUUAAUUGGAAAUGAAACUAUUUCUCCGAUCCCAAAUGGAGUGACGGGGUGAACAAGUCGUGUACUCGGGUGUCUAGUGGUGAGUGACGCUAGCACGCCUGUGUUACAUUUAAUUUCCGACAAAACCACAGCAAUUAUGUUUCUAUAUCUUAUUGCUAAAAUAAAACGAUAAGGAGUAUUUUUUAAUGUAUAUAAUAUUACGUAUACACAACACCUAGGUACGUGUAUUAGUAUUGAAAUAACGAUAUAGACGCAUAUAACACUUUCAUGUCCCGCUGCUGGACAUUGGUCUCAUCAAUGAAUAGAAAUUAAGGUUCACCGAAGUGGUACAAAGCGGGCUGGGUCUUUACAUGUUUUUAAACAACGUUGAACUUUUUCUGUUGAAGGUUCCGUCACGAUAUAUUCUUGAAUCGUUUGAUUACAUGUCGCGCUUGACACCACUGAGGUAUUUCUGGUUAUACCUAAGGAUAACUACAAAUUAAACGUAACAAUAGAAAUCUACAUCAAUUAAGCAAGUUAUAGUAACCAAAAUUUACAAUCACAUAUCAAUUUACAUAAAAGAAAUUAAAGAAUUAAAAAUUUUCUCUAAAAAUUUAAAAGA
This is a messenger RNA of Hyposmocoma kahamanoa, 1643 nucleotides long. Its product is annotated as N-acetylneuraminate lyase-like. The coding region runs from base 5 to 985 and encodes 326 amino acids. Lineage: Eukaryota; Metazoa; Arthropoda; Insecta; Lepidoptera; Cosmopterigidae. The record is from RefSeq and is a predicted model, not a curated record. The transcript is spliced from 7 exons. Gene Ontology annotation, molecular function: 4-hydroxy-tetrahydrodipicolinate synthase activity; N-acetylneuraminate lyase activity. Gene Ontology annotation, biological process: N-acetylneuraminate catabolic process.